This is a messenger RNA of Triticum dicoccoides, 638 nucleotides long. Its product is annotated as transcription initiation factor IIA subunit 2-like. Gene Ontology annotation, biological process: transcription initiation at RNA polymerase II promoter. Bases 1 to 366 code for a protein of 121 amino acids. Gene Ontology annotation, cellular component: transcription factor TFIIA complex. Lineage: Eukaryota; Viridiplantae; Streptophyta; Magnoliopsida; Poales; Poaceae. The record is from RefSeq and is a predicted model, not a curated record. The transcript has 3 exons.
AUGGCGACGGAGGCGUUGGAGAUGUACCGGCAGUCGGAGAUCGGCUACGCCCUCACCGAGACGCUGGACGAGAUGGUGAGCAGCGGCGUGCUCAGCCCCGACCUCGCCAUCACCGUCCUCCUGCAGUUCGACAAGUCCAUGGGACACGCGCUGGAUAAGCAUGUCAAGAGCAGGGCCUUCUUCAAGCGAGGCAAUCUGCGCACAUACAGGAACUGCGAUGACGUCUGGACAUUAAUCUUGAGAGACGUGACGUUCAAGAACGAGGAUAUCGAAACAGUCCUCCACAAAGUGAAGAUCGUCGCCUGCGAUUCUGCUGUGCUUAAGAAGCCUCUCAAACCUAUUACUUGCCAUCAGUGCCAACCAUAGUCCACUUCAUGAUGCACCAGGCGCCAUCCCCAAACUACGGCUUAUGGAGCAUCUAGGCAACUUCCAUUGUGCUAGAGCAUGGUAUUUGUGAAGUUGUUAUUGUUUGCAUCGCCACUGGAAUGAUGGUUUCGCUCUUUCGUGUCAAUAACAUAACUUAUGGAUCAGUGGAACUACGAAUAGAAUGUGUCAUCUUUGUGAUUUUCUGUAUUCAAAUACACAUAUCCUUACACAAAGUAGAUCUGGAACUAUAUAUAUGUAAUAAGCACUACAUA